GUUAAGAGAGCUGCUAUUUGGGAGUCUGAGCUCUGGCAAGGCAGUGUUCUGAUUCUCCUCUUUCUUACACAGACUGACAAACAUUUGAAACAGCAAGAGGUGGAUAUCAAAAGAGGCAGGACGGCUACCUCACCCAUGUUCCCAGUGUAGAGCAUACACAGUGCAGACUAAAAGGCUUGCCUGGAGUAAAAAGUUGAAGUCAAGGUGAAGAGUUAGAAAAAGAAAAAGAGGAGCUAGCACUCGGGGGUACCAAGAAGCGGAUCUGGAGAGAAGCUGUGAUGGAAAAACUGAAUAUUUACCACGGACCCAUUGGUAAAGAAGAAGGGGAGCGGCGGCUGGCCCAGGACGGGCGGAACGGGUGCUACCUGGUCCGUAACAGUGACUCUGUGCUGGGUGUCUACUGCUUGUGUGUGCUGAGCAGCGGAUAUGUCUACACAUACAGACUUCACAAGGACGAAACAGGGACCUGGACGGCAGAGACCACUCCUGGUGUGCAGAAGCGAUAUUUCCGGCAAAUCAAGAACUUGAUAGCAACUUUCCAGAAGCCCGGACAAGGAAUUGCCAUGCCUCUGCUCUACCCUGUCACCGCUCAGAGACGGGCACAACACACAGAGGCUCAGACGCCCAGUAAUAGCCUGUCACCGACACACAGCAGCCCUGACUCUUACCUGCCGCAUGCUGCUGCUCAGGGACAGAAAAACAGGAACAAGAAGGAGGUGCGGCAGGCUGUCGGUUAGGGGCAAACCCAGAGCUCUCCAUUGACCUAAUUAUAAACACAAAUGCCGUCCUUGCGUGGUUCCUGUUGUUGCAUUUUUCACACUGUGUGUGGAGUAAAUGUCAUUUCUUUCCAAUUAAGCAGCUUCUGUUUGUUAAAUCAAAGUCAUUUAAGUUCUUGCAGCGCCUCAGAUCUCCUUCCAGUACCUCUUUUUUUUCUGCGUAUGCAGCACAGAAAGUGCCUCAUAACUUUCAGAGAUUUGAUGUAAAAUAUUCAGCUGCAGAAACAUUAAUAUCCAUUACUGUAUUUGUACGUUGACAGCAAAUAUUGUGCUCUGUUUUCUUAAUGCAAUUUGGUUAUGUGUAUGGCAAAGAAAAUAAAUGACACUGGUUGAAAUAAACUCUUUUAAAUGAGGUCA
This is a messenger RNA of Notolabrus celidotus (New Zealand spotty), 1133 nucleotides long. Its product is annotated as SH2 domain-containing protein 1A-like. Lineage: Eukaryota; Metazoa; Chordata; Actinopteri; Labriformes; Labridae. The record is from RefSeq and is a predicted model, not a curated record.